Pteronotus mesoamericanus is the source of this 1501-nucleotide messenger RNA. RefSeq names its product dynactin subunit 6 (gene DCTN6). The record is from RefSeq and is a predicted model, not a curated record. Gene Ontology annotation, biological process: mitotic spindle organization. Lineage: Eukaryota; Metazoa; Chordata; Mammalia; Chiroptera; Mormoopidae. Bases 55 to 636 code for a protein of 193 amino acids. The transcript has 7 exons. Gene Ontology annotation, molecular function: dynein complex binding. Gene Ontology annotation, cellular component: dynactin complex.
UUUAUCCAGCCGCCUGCGUCGAUCUCGGCUCCAAUUGGAGACCCGGGCAAAACCAUGGCGGAGAAGACACAGGAGAGUGUGAAGAUCGCUCCUGGAGCAGUUGUGUGUGUAGAAAGUGAAAUCAGGGGUGACGUAACUAUAGGUCCUAGGACAGUGAUCCACCCUAAAGCGCGAAUCAUUGCGGAGGCCGGACCAAUCGUGAUUGGUGGAGGUAACCUAAUAGAGGAACAGGCGCUGAUCAUAAAUGCUCACCCUGACAAUAUCACCCCUGACACCGAAGAUCCAGACCCCAAACCUAUGAUUAUUGGCACCAAUAAUGUAUUUGAAGUUGGCUGUUAUUCCCAAGCGAUGAAAAUAGGAGAUAAUAAUGUUAUUGAAUCAAAAGCGUAUGUAGGCAGAAACGUAAUACUCACAAGCGGUUGCAUCAUUGGGGCAUGUUGCAACCUAAACACAUUUGAAGUCAUCCCUGAGAAUACAGUGAUCUAUGGUGUGGACUGUCUUCGUCGGGUGCAGACUGAGCGACCACAGAAUAUUUUCAUUUCAGCCCCAGACACUGCAGCUGGAUUUCCUGAUGAAAAUCUUGCCAAACUACCACCAUUUAAAAAAGACUAUGAAAGGAAGCUCAACUCCAGUUAAGAACUAAGAACAAGCUAUGACAUCAAGAUAACAUGUUGCCCAUGACCACUGUCUUUUGAAAGGACCACCAAGUUUAUGCCCUCUUAGCAGGUCAUAGCAUAAUACAAGUUGACUUUAUUUUGUAAAACUGAAAUAGAAAGGGAAGUGAUGGAUUUUCAUCGUUAACUGUCCUCUAUAAUUUAUAUAAAAUGUAUUAUUUUCCCAUAUCCUUGUUUCUUUUCUGAUAAUUUACAGAUUUAGUUUUCUUUUGUUACGUAAAAUAUUGGCUACAAAUUUUAGUUACACAAAAGACUACCUGUGAUAAGAAAGGGCAUAUUGUUAUGUAUUAUAUUCUGCCAUAUACUGAACUAAAUAAAAAUGUUGAUGACAGGACUUUUUUAGUGAGCAUACUUUAAUCAAUGUUUCUACUUACAUUAGCUUUCCCAACAAUUACUCUUAAAACUUCUAUUAUGCACUAGCUAUAUUAAAGGUAAUGUAUUUGCGCAGAUUUGUAGCUUCCUAGAAUUUCAAGUGAAAUUUUAGCAGCUAUUACAUUAAUUCAUUUUGUUUCCAAGAAAAAUAUUUUUUUUCUUUUCAGUAAAACAAAAAUGGUCAGGGAAAGAUACUGUAUGUUCAGUAGAUGACAAAAUCAAAAAGAAUGGUGUCUGAUGAAAAAGGCAAGUGGCCAUUAAUUGAGUGGUUUUCCUGGGUUUCUGAGGACAAUGAAACCAAGAGAUUUUGAUGUAUUUAUGCAGUUAUGACAUUAUUUUGGCAUAUUUCUAAUUAUUGAACUCAUUAUAAUUCUGUUUAUCUAAUUACAAAAUGGGCAAAAUAGAAUUUUGUUGUAAUUCCAAGUAUUUUUAAUACUUUGAAUGCAUGCAUUUAA